This is a messenger RNA of Lolium rigidum, 863 nucleotides long. RefSeq lists its product as uncharacterized. The transcript has 5 exons. NCBI's taxonomy places the organism in Eukaryota, Viridiplantae, Streptophyta, Magnoliopsida, Poales, Poaceae. The coding region runs from base 117 to 728 and encodes 203 amino acids. The record is from RefSeq and is a predicted model, not a curated record.
AGCUCUCUCGGCGGCGGAGGCGGUUCAUCUUAUCGCCGGCGGCGAUCUCCUUCCUUAACGACCCACCCUCUCCCUAUCGCUCUCCACGUACAGGAGCUAAGAGUCGGUCGGUAGCCAUGUCGUCAGACUUCACUCUAUCCUCGCCGACUCGCCGCGAUCCAGUUCCCAGUUGUUACGGAGAAUUUUGCAUUAACGACUUUGCCAGACUCAAGGCAUGUGACGAUCCCGCCACUAUACAAGCAUACCAGCAGUUUUGUGAUUCUUGGCUUGCUGCCGCCAAGCACCAGGUCAGCCUGAGGCCCAAGUCGCCAUCCCCUGAGGAGCAAUCGAAACGCAAAGAAGAGCGUCAUCGCAAGGGCUUGCUCAUAGCGCUCAACACAUAUGCCAAGCGAAACAAUAUGCAGCUUGCUGAGUUUGAAUUCGUUGAAGAGAAAGAGAGGAAUCUAGUUGAUGGACGCCUAGGAGGAUAUGUGCACUCCAACUUUAUGGUGAAAGGUGUAGAUGACACACCAAUUCUCUUCUUUGCUGAACUGCAUCCUGUUUGCAGCAAGGAGGAGCAUGUUGUUAUCUGCACUCCUCUGGAAGAGAACGACUCGGGUCAUUGUUUUGGGUGUGAUAAGCGAGCGAAGAAGCUUAGGCACCCUACAGGCGGUGGCCACUUGGGUGGGCUGGAGGAUGUGCCUUUUUAUCGCAUAGAGGAGGAUAGUGACGAUGAGUGUUUUAUGUAAGGGAGAAUCCAUCGAGCAACAGAUAGCUACAAACUUGUCUAGGCACAAUGCUAUCAUAAGCAAGCUAUGUUACAAUAGUGCUUUUGUAACAAGAGGCUGCGGGAGUAAAGCAUGUAAUGUUAGCGGAAAUGCAAU